AUGGCUGCAGCCUUCAAUACCCUCUCCAGUCCAUUCUUGUCACAUGUUGCCGAUCUCAAAUUGUAUUGGUGCCAUGCCAAGGUUUCCCAUGGGUCAUUCGUUUCCGAAAACUGGCUUGCAUAUGCCAGAAUAUCCAAGUGGAUCCACCAGGUGCUCGACAAACUAGGAUCCGAGGCAGAAGACACAAGAUACACGGACCCAGACUUCUUACAAUCUGACACAGAAAAGGAACUGGCUUCUUCACCGGAAAAUCAGUGCAUCAAGAAAGAUUCUCCACGUAACCUUGUUGAAGGAAUCUUUGAUGCAAUUACGUCAUUGCAGGAUAUUCCGCCAAUCAUAGAAGACCUUUUCUUUGAAGCAAAUCUUCGCCGUCAGGCAAUAUCCAAAUGCACCGGCUGGUGGGCUGAAGCCAGUACGGACCAAGCCGAUGCUCAUUCUUACAACAAGAUCGCUGCGUUAAUCCUGUCUGGCUUGAAGGUGUACGACCCAUCACUUGGUGGUUCGAUGCCCCAGCUUCGGCCCAGCAUGCAAAAUCUUGCCCCACAGUUGUGUUUGAUCUCGCUACGGCCCAACGCGUUAUCAAAACUGACAAAAGGUUGCCUCGCUUUUGGGAAUUUGCGCUCGUGUUUGACCCAACAUUGGAUGUGGCUAGCGGCAUCCAAAUUCUUUGCUCAUCCUUGGACCGGCCUGGCCAUUAUUCCUCCCAUUGUGGAGGAAUUUGAGCAACUAGAAAGAGAGUCGAAAAUAGCCAAAGCUCAGUCCAAGUCUAAGAAGCGCCCUGCAUCGACUCCAGAGAAUCCAAAAGGUGCCAAGGCCCACAAACCGCGCCCGUCUCCCUCUGUCCAGAACGAAGUAGGACUGGUUGAGGCGAUCCAGUCUAAGCACCCAGGGUCCCAUCAGGCCACUUACCAGCGGAACCUCAGUGGUUAUCCGAUUGACGGCAUCUUCGCAACGCCUGACGUGCCCAUCCUGGCCGCCGGGUACUACCCCUUUGACAAACACGUCGCCUCCGAUCACCGGGGCCUGUGGAUCGACUUUGACUUGAACAGUCUCCUCGGCGGACACCAACCUACGAAAUCCACCCAUGCUCCACGCCGGCUGGUGAUGCACAACAAACGGGUGGAUCAACGAUAUGUCCAAUUGGCGGAGCAGGGCUAUAUGCGGUGCAAUAUUCCGGGUCGUCUCUCUACCCUAGGAUUCGAUGUUGCCCGACAGCAGGGCGUCAUCACCAAAUCCCAGGCGGUCAGAUUCGAUCGGAUACACGCUGAUGCCUACACAGUUCGACGGUUAGCGGAGCAGAACUGCAGGAAGUUGUCGAUGGGCGGGGUAGAAUGGUCUCCUACAGGCCAAUCCAUUCGGGAUCGGAUCACCUUGUGGCGCCUUCUCCUCAGGGCCAACGUCAGUGCCAGAGACGCCAAGAUGGGCCUCACUUCUAAACGGCGGAAGGCUCAUGUCACUACUCGUACCCAGAGCAUUGCUAAGGUCCGCUACAAGACGGCAAGCCAACGAGAACGAUAUCACCGCUUAAGGUCCAUGAAGCAACGCGAGGAGACUUGUCGGAGGCGCAAGGCUCGUUCCUCCGGUUUGUCUGGCGGUCUAAGGGCCAUUCAAGUCGAACUGGAGGACAGCUAUGGCAAUUGUCGGCUAUGGAUGCAUGCAAGAAAAUAG
Messenger RNA from Cylindrotheca closterium, 1668 nucleotides. NCBI's taxonomy places the organism in Eukaryota, Bacillariophyta, Bacillariophyceae, Bacillariales, Bacillariaceae. The record is from the annotation of a GenBank genome assembly.